UGUUCAAAUUUAAUGACAAAAAAGAUAAAUGUUAUUAGUAGUGGAAUAGGAAAUGUACAUGUUGUAGCAGCUGAUGAAAUUAAUGUUACACUAAGUGGUAUUGGAACUGUAUUUUAUAGUGGACCAUUGAAACAGCAAAUUAAAACUGGUCUAGGAAAUAUUGUCGAAGUAAAAAAUACAAAUAUUGAACAAAUUGGUCUAAGCUAA
Didymodactylos carnosus is the source of this 207-nucleotide messenger RNA. The record is from the annotation of a GenBank genome assembly. Lineage: Eukaryota; Metazoa; Rotifera; Eurotatoria; Philodinida; Philodinidae.